This is a messenger RNA of Malania oleifera, 2137 nucleotides long. RefSeq names its product serine/threonine-protein kinase BSK1-like. Gene Ontology annotation, molecular function: protein binding; ATP binding; protein kinase activity. NCBI's taxonomy places the organism in Eukaryota, Viridiplantae, Streptophyta, Magnoliopsida, Santalales, Ximeniaceae. The record is from RefSeq and is a predicted model, not a curated record. The transcript is spliced from 9 exons. Gene Ontology annotation, biological process: brassinosteroid mediated signaling pathway; protein phosphorylation. The coding region runs from base 327 to 1832 and encodes 501 amino acids.
GAAAAGACACCCCAAAAAAAAAAAAUAAAAAAAAAUACAGAGAGAGAGAGAGAGAGAGAGAAUAGAUAGAGAAGCCAAAAGGAUGAGCAAGGGCAGAAACAGAGCUCUCCCUCUUUGCUUCCCACCUUCGUCAUCUCCUUUCACAUCUCCAUCUCUCUCUCUCUCUCUCUCUCUCUGAAGAUAAACCCAGAUAAAUUCUGACCUUUUUCUCUGCUUUUCCUUCAUUUUCUGCUUCUCUCUCUUUCUCUCUGAGUCUGAAUUUCUAUGAUUCCCCACUGAAGCAGCUGGUGGGGGGGACAGAGCUUGAGCAAACGAGUUUCAUAGUCAUGGGUUGCUGCGAAUCGUCCUUCUUAAAGAGGAGGCUUCACUACCGGCGAAAGGGCGACCAGAAUACGGUGUUUAACCAGUCUCACCCGCCGUCCAACGGCACCGAUCCCGCCGGCGGGGACUCCGGCGGUGGGGUCCCGUCCUUCUCGCAGUUCUCCCUCGCCGACCUCAAAGCCGCCACCAACAACUUCAGCUCAGACUUCAUCGUCUCCGAGAGCGGGGAGAAAGCCCCCAACGUUGUGUACAAGGGUCGCCUCCAGAACCGCCGGUGGAUCGCCGUCAAGAAGUUCACCAAGCUCGCCUGGCCUGACCCUAAGCAAUUUGCUGAUGAAGCGUGGGGUGUUGGGAAGCUGCGACAUCGAAGGCUGGCGAAUUUGAUUGGGUACUGCUGUGACGGCGACGAGAGGCUGCUUGUUGCUGAGUAUAUGCCCAACGAUACCCUCGCCAAACACCUAUUCCACUGGGAGAAUCAGACCAUUGAGUGGGCCAUGCGGUUAAGAGUUGCCCUCUUUAUAGCUGAAGCAUUAGAUUAUUGUAAUACUGAAGGCCGUCCAUUGUACCAUGAUUUAAAUGCCUAUAGGGUUCUCUUCGGCGAGAAUGGUGAUCCACGGCUUUCAUGUUUUGGUUUGAUGAAGAACAGUAGAGAUGGAAAAAGUUAUAGCACAAAUCUUGCGUAUACUCCCCCUGAGUAUCUAAGAAAUGGAAGGGUCACUCCUGAAAGUGUUGUCUUCAGCUUUGGGACUGUCCUUUUAGAUCUUCUUAGUGGGAAGCACAUCCCUCCAAGUCAUGCUCUUGAUAUGAUAAGGGGCAAAAACAUUCUUCUACUAAUGGAUUCACAUUUGGAGGGAAACUUUUCAACUGAGGAGGCAACAGUGGUUUUUGAUCUUGCCUCACGGUGCUUGCAAUAUGAACCUAGGGAGCGACCAAAUCCCAAAGAUCUUGUUUCCACACUUUCACCACUGCAGAGUAAACCUGAUGUCCCAUCGUACGUGAUGCUAGGGAUUCCAAAGCAUGAGGAAGCACCUCCUACUCCUCAACAUCCUCUUUCUCCUAUGGGUGAUGCAUGUUCACGGAUGGAUCUCACAGCUAUUCACCAGAUCUUGGUGAUGACACACUACAAAGAUGAUGAACGAACCAAUGAGUUAUCUUUCCAAGAGUGGACUCAACAAAUGAGAGAUAUGCUGGAGGCAAGAAAACGUGGGGAUUUGGCAUUCCGUGACAAAGAUUUUAAGACUGCCAUAGAUUGUUAUUCUCAGUUUAUAGAUGUGGGAACAAUGAUUUCGCCAACUGUAUAUGCCCGGCGGAGUCUCUGCCAUCUGCUCUGUGAUCAACCUGAUGCUGCCCUCCGGGAUGCAAUGCAAGCACAGUGUGUCUAUCCAGAUUGGUCGACCGCGUUUUACAUGCAGGCAGUUGCCCUUGCCAAGCUCGACAUGCACAAAGAUGCAGCUGACAUGUUGAAUGAAGCUGCUGCCCUAGAAGAAAAAAGGCAAAAAAUUGGAAAAUGAUGCACCCUGUAAAAUUCUUCAGCAAUUGGUGCUAAAAUCAUCAAUUGCUGGAAUAAUUGUUGUAACAGAUGUAACAGAUCUUGAGUGUUAUAUGCUUGAUCAUCUAAGUUGGGAUUGGAUCCAGAAGUGUACCAUAGGAAGAGAGAGUUGCACUUGUAUUUUUCUUUUUUUUUUUUGUCCUAUUUUUGGAAAAUUGGUAGUGCUAUUUUUUGUUUCCUGAAUUUCUUGAAUGAUGAACUGGGUUUAACACUGUGUACACAAAAUGUAUUUGAGGUUUUUAUAAUACAACACGAUUUUGAAGGUUA